Chaetomium fimeti is the source of this 519-nucleotide messenger RNA. RefSeq lists its product as uncharacterized. The transcript has 2 exons. Bases 1 to 519 code for a protein of 172 amino acids. NCBI's taxonomy places the organism in Eukaryota, Fungi, Ascomycota, Sordariomycetes, Sordariales, Chaetomiaceae. The record is from RefSeq and is a predicted model, not a curated record.
AUGCGCCUCUCGACUCUCGCCCUCACCACAUUCGCCAGCUCGGCGUUCGCGCUGCCUUCCGUUGGAUCGCUCUCACCGCGCCAGGACAAAGACUGCAUGACUCGCGAGGAAGCCACGGAGAUCGUCGAGAUCUACAAGCGCCUCAUCGCCAACUACACGCCCGAAGACUGCGAAAAGUACUGCGCCUCGGAUUUCGUCGACCGAUCCGACAGCAUCAACACCUUCAUCCACCGUCCGCUUGGCGAGCCGACGUUUGCGACCAAGGAAAUCUUCAUGGAGGCGCAAUUGUCAAACCCCCCGUUCCCUGUCGAGAUCGACAGCGUCGACGCCGUCGACUGCGAGGCCAUCGGCCUGCGCUGGCAUGCCACCUUUGGCGCGGCCAACAAGCCCAGCCGGGGCCUCACGCUCAUCGGGACGACCAAGCGCGAGGGUUGGUGGCAGAUCAAAAGCCUGGAUGUCGAGUUCAACAGCCUGAUUUGGCUGCUCAACAUGGGCGGGAGCUACACCUGGGAGGGUUAA